GUAGAAUUAUAGCAAAGUGAACAUUUUCUCUUGUGAAAAUGUGGAUUGGCAACAAAAUAAUCAUCCUUCUAACUCUGCUGUGUUUCUACGUAAUUGGAAUCAAUUCACUACAAAAUGAAUACAAUUUUGUUGUCAGAGAAGCUCGUUAUACAAGACUCUGCAGCACAAAACCCAUAUUGACAGUGAAUGGACAAUUUCCAGGGCCAAUUAUUAGAGCCUACCAUGGUGAAACGGUAUAUGUGAAUGUUCACAAUAAGGCAAAGUUCAACAUCACCUUGCACUGGCAUGGAGUGAAACAACCAAGGAAUCCAUGGUCAGAUGGCCCUGAAUUCAUCACUCAGUGCCCCAUAAAACCUGGAGGGAAGUUCAGGCAAAAGUUGAUUUUUUCUAUUGAGGAAGGGACCAUUUGGUGGCAUGCUCAUAGUGAUUGGGCAAGAGCCACUGUCCAUGGACCUAUCAUUAUUUAUCCCCAACCGGGUACAUCCUACCCUUUUCCCAAACCGGAUGCAGAAGUACCUAUUGUAUUAGGAGAAUGGUGGAAGAGUGAAGUCAAGGAUGUCUAUGAUGAAUUUCUCAGAACUGGAGGAACCCCAAAUAACUCUGAUGCUAUAACUAUAAAUGGUCAACCUGGUGACCGUUUUCCCUGCUCAAAAUCAGAUACAUUCAAGUUAAAUGUACACCGCGGCAAGACUUAUCUUCUGCGCAUUGUCAAUGCUGCACUCAAUCUCAACCUCUUUCUCUCUGUUUCAAAGCACAAUCUCACAGUUGUUGGUGCUGAUAGCAGCUACAGCAAGCCAGUGACAAGAGAUUACAUAUGCAUAUCUCCAGGACAAACUGUUGAUGCAUUGUUGCAUGCCAACCAAGAGCCUAAUGACUACUACAUGGCUGCAAGGGCAUAUUCAAGUGCAGUUGGAGUUACCUUCAAUAAUGCCACAGCCACAGCUAGGAUCCACUACAAAGAGAACCAUACUCCAACUAAAUCUCCUUCAUUACCUUAUCUCCCUCCCUAUAAUGACACACAAGCAGCAUUUGACUACUAUCGUAGCAUCAAGGGCUUACCUGAAACAUACCCUUAUAAAGUCCCUACAAAUAUCACCACCCAUUUGAUGAACACCCUUUCAGUUAAUACAGUUCCAUGCUCUGAAGGCCAAACCUGUGCUGGACCAAAUGGAACAAGUUUUGCUUCUAGUAUGAACAACAUAAGCUUUGAAUCCCCCAACAUUGACAUCCUCCAAGCCUAUUACUACCACAUCACUGGGGUGUAUGACAAGGGAUUCCCUAGGUCUCCUCCAUUGGUAUUUAACUUUACUGCAGAGUAUUUGCCUCUAGUACUUGAGAUACCAAAGAAACGAACCAAGGUUGCAAUUAUUAAAUAUGGUUCAACAGUGGAAAUUGUUUUCCAAGGGACAAACUUGGUCGCUGGGAUAGACCACCCUAUUCAUCUUCAUGGCACUAGUUUCUACGUUGUUGGAUAUGGGUUUGGGAAUUUUGACAAACACAAGGACCCCAUGACUUACAAUCUCGUUAAUCCUGCUCUUGCAAAUACAGUACUAGUGCCUAAGAAUGGUUGGGCCGCCAUAAGGUACAGGGCUGCUAAUCCAGGAGUGUGGUUUGUGCAUUGCCAUCUAGAACGUCACCUCUCUUGGGGCAUGGAAACACUGUUUAUUGUGACGAAUGGAAAACGAAGUGAUGAAAAAUUACUACCUCCACCUCCAGAUAUGCCCCGUUGUUGAAGAAUAUUUUGUAGUUCCUUGCGGAGAAUAUGUUAAUGUAAUAAACAUAUAUAUUGCCACAUGAAACUAUUGGUAGCUAUAUAAAUUAACCUAGUUAGGCAUAAUUAGUUUUACUUAUAAGAUGGUUGUUUUUAUUUUUAUUUUGUUUAGGUAUAAAAAGUUGGUCGAAUGGAUAAUGACAUGUUGGAACGACUGAAUGUUUUAUCUCAGGCAUU
Molecule: messenger RNA, 1948 nt
Organism: Cajanus cajan (pigeon pea)
Lineage: Eukaryota; Viridiplantae; Streptophyta; Magnoliopsida; Fabales; Fabaceae
Product: laccase-15
Biological process (GO): lignin catabolic process
Cellular component (GO): apoplast
Molecular function (GO): copper ion binding; hydroquinone:oxygen oxidoreductase activity
Source: RefSeq, a predicted model, not a curated record